GCCACCGUCAAGCCGCGUGUUAAUCGUUAUGGCCGAGCGCGGAACGACGCGAUACAUAUUGGUGCAUGUCGGUCCGGUCGCACAGUCUCUCUAGUUUCGCGGGCCCAGAGUCUCGCAGGUGAAAAAAUUCAACGUAGUUCCUCGUCGCUGCGUCGGGCGCACGGGACGUUCGCAUCGCGAGCGCGAGGGAGUGUCAUCGUCGUCGGGCCGCGGGUGUCCGUAGUCGAGAUAUAUUUACACGGUGCGCAAUUACGUGGUUGUGAGUCCGAGUGAGAGAGGCUGAAAGAAGGACAGAAAGAGAAAGAGAGGGAGAACGAGCGAGCGAGCGUACGUACCGAGAAUCGCGCGAGCGUCGAAAGUAACGAGUCAUCUACCGAUCCAAGAUGGCAGAAGGCCAGCAGGAGGGUGGUCCAAAGAAGAUCACCAUCAAUGUGAAAACACCGAAAGAGAAGCAGACCGUGGAAAUCGAGGAGAAUGCGUCGAUAAAAGAUUUUAAGGAGGCAGUCUCGAAGAAGUUCAACGCUCAAGCCGAUCAGUUAUGCCUAAUCUUCGCCGGCAAGAUCAUGAAGGACCACGAGACCCUCAACACGCACAAUAUCAAGGAUGGCCUGGCGGUACAUUUGGUGAUCAAGGCACCGCGUACCGCAUCCACGCAGAAUCAGGAGUCAAAUUCGACUACGCGACCACAGGCUGAUGUCAGCGCUAGUCCAUUUGGUUUGGGAAGCUUAGGUGGAUUGAUGGGAUUAGAGUCUCUUGGCAUGGGAUCGGCUAAUUUUAUUGACUUGCAGCAACGCAUGCAACGGGAAUUAUUAUCAAAUCCUGAAACAAUGCGUCAAGUGCUUGAUAAUCCCUUGGUUCAAAGUCUGAUGAAUGAUCCAGAGAACAUGCGCAAUCUAGUUACUGCUAAUCCUCAAAUGCAAGAACUGAUGCAACGUAAUCCUGAAAUCAGUCAUAUGCUGAAUAAUCCUGAACUUUUACGGCAAACGAUGGAAUUGGCACGUAACCCGUCGAUGCUGCAGGAAUUGAUGCGCUCGCACGAUCGAGCUUUAUCUAAUCUAGAAAGCAUACCGGGUGGCUACAGUGCACUACGUCGCAUGUACCGCGAUAUACAGGAGCCGAUGCUGGCGGCAGCGACGAACGGUCGUAAUCCCUUCGCCGCUUUGGUGGAAAACAGUAAUUCCUCCAAUCAGGAUGCGCAGAAUCCGCAACAGGGGCAGGAAAAUCGGGACCCGCUACCUAAUCCGUGGGGUCAAAGCCAGAAUGACAGCAGUACAGGACAGCAGCAGGGUCAGAGCAGAGGUCUGCUUGAUUCACCGGGCAUGCAGAGCCUCACGGCGCAGAUGAUGGAGAAUCCGCAGCUGAUGCGAAACAUGCUGAACGCUCCGUACACGAGAUCUAUGCUGGAGGCGAUGGCGGCCGACCCGGCGAUGGCCAGUCGGGUGAUCGCGGCGAAUCCUUUUCUCCGUGGCAAUCCGCAGAUGCAAGAACAGAUGCGCGCUAUGAUGCCCGCCUUCAUACAACAAAUGCAAAAUCCGCAGAUACAAAACGUCGUAACCAAUCCGGACGCCCUGGCCGCCAUCAUGCAGAUUCAACAGGGUAUGGAGCAGCUGCGCACCGUCGCUCCCGAACUUGUGGAAAAUAUGGGCAUCACGGUUCCACCUGCGACCACAACACCGAACACAAGUGGUACGAACCCCAGUGUACCGACCAGUCAACCAUCGGACACCAAUCAACAGGAUGCGUUUUCUCAGUUUAUGGCACGUAUGGUUUCUGCAAUGGCAUUAAACCAAGGUGUAGAAGUUGACGGACAAUCUGUACCUCCACCAGAGGAACGUUACAGAGCACAGCUAGAGCAACUUACAGCUAUGGGUUUUCUUAAUAGAGAUGCUAACUUACAAGCAUUAAUUGCCACAUUCGGAGACAUAAACGCAGCUGUUGAGAGACUACUCUCUAAUGGACAAUUAUCCAUGAGCUAACCACCAAUCUGUAAUACUGUUAUUCCAAUAUUACCUUUAAUUUUGUCCUUAUUUAUCUCUUACGAUAAAUGUGGGAGAUAUAUAAGGUAACUGGCUGUCGAAAAUUAUAAACUUAUACCCCUCCUCUUCCUUCUCUCCCCUUUUCUUAAUCCUGACGGAAUACACGCUACUCACUCGUUCAAUUUGCAGUCUUUCUUAUUUAGAUUCAGAUUUGUCUGUGUUUUAGACGGAUAGAAAAAUAUCGAUAGUACGGCCAUUACUAUUGUCAUUUUACACAAUUAGUUGUUCACUUUUUCUGAAUCUUUGUUCUUGGUCUAUGUAUCAACUUUGAUGUGCUCUAGGUAUAGUCGAUUUCUUAUAUUCUAAGAUUAUUGAAAGAGAUUUCCCUCUAUUCUGGAAUCAAUACUUAUUUUGGUUACAUGAAUUUUAAUAUAUCCAAAAUAAAAAUAUGUGUAUUUUUCACUUUUUUUUCACUAUGGUCACAUGGCAAAUAUGAGUAAUAGGAUAGUAGUGCAAAAGAAGUUAGUUUAGAUGAAAAGAGCUGAUAAAUGAAAGUCUAGAAUAGAGGAUCUUAGAAUAGAGAAAAUUGGCUGCAGCUUUGUUGAUGUCAUUUUUUCCGUGUAAAUUUCUUUACAAAAGUAUCUACGAGCAGAUUACGAGUAGAAUUGUAAUAUGAUCAUGUUCACGACUGCAUUCAUUACUGCAUAUAACUUUAUGACUAUUUCUUAGAGACAUGAACGGAACCCCUGCAUGGAAAAUAUAGAUUGCCGCUAUUUAACGAACUCGCUUUCUCAGCUUUAUCAAUCGAUCGAGAGUGUAUUCCUUUUGCUUUCAGAUAUCCUGAUACUUGUAAUCAUGUAGCGAAAAUAUGUUAUUUGUACGUUCCAAAUAAAAAAAAAUAAAAAUAAAAAAUAAAAAAAUACGAACGAAUAUUGGAAUCAACUGGAAUGAACGUAAUGCUUUUUGCACGAAUUUCUUAAUUAUUUUAUAUAUUGUACAUAUAAACAAGAUAUACCUUGGAGUAUUGACGAGAUUCGCGCGUUAUACUCGAAGAGCACGGUUUAACGAUUCGUUCUAUAAUACGUUUUCCAUGUAACUUUUAUAGGUAUCGUGCAUAUAUCAAGAGAGGUAAAAACAACAGCUUUCUUUAACUCACGUACUGGUGUGCAUUGUCUCUUUGUUGGUUUAAUCCGAUCGUAGCAUAAAAACUAAUAUAAUUAAGCGUUAUAUGUCUUGUAAUACAAAUUUAGAAAUUUGUAGCGUGAUAAUGGAGAAACAUACGGCAUAUAGAUUGUUUAUAGAGGAAUGCGCGUGGUAAAGAUCGAACAUACAGGAUUAUGUAUGAUGUGUGAACUUGAAAGACAACAUUCUUAAUCGUCGAUUAGACCUAAAAUAUAAGGAUAAAAAAGAAAAAAAAAGAUGAUAUAUGUUGUAAAUUAUCUUUAUUGGAGGAGAGAGAAGAACAGUUAUAUAAUUUUAAUAUUUUUGAUUGAUGUAGGAUUACGAUAAAUAUCCAUUGCGCAUUAUAUUAUCUUUUAUGUGUAUUCAUUAAUAACUUCACUGAAAGACAAGACAUUUCUGCUGUAAAAGCGAUUAUAUAUAUUACAAAAUAAAGUUAUGGUUGAUUCUUA
Formica exsecta is the source of this 3607-nucleotide messenger RNA. It is a transcript of the gene Ubqn, whose product is annotated as ubiquilin-1. The record is from RefSeq and is a predicted model, not a curated record. The transcript has 7 exons. Gene Ontology annotation, biological process: ubiquitin-dependent protein catabolic process. Bases 384 to 1976 code for a protein of 530 amino acids. Gene Ontology annotation, cellular component: cytosol. Gene Ontology annotation, molecular function: polyubiquitin modification-dependent protein binding. NCBI's taxonomy places the organism in Eukaryota, Metazoa, Arthropoda, Insecta, Hymenoptera, Formicidae.